ACACCACUUAUAAUUUCUAAAAUCGAAAAAAAAUUCCUAAAACCUAAAAAAUGGAUUAUUAGCGAAAAAAAGAAGAGUUAUCCGAAAGGCAAAGGAGGGUUUUGGAAAAAUUCAAGUGGAUUCUCAAAAGGACCCAUGAUUAGUUUGGCAAAAUUCCACUAA
Molecule: messenger RNA, 162 nt
Organism: Dentiscutata erythropus
Lineage: Eukaryota; Fungi; Glomeromycota; Glomeromycetes; Diversisporales; Gigasporaceae
Source: the annotation of a GenBank genome assembly